Phymastichus coffea is the source of this 1419-nucleotide messenger RNA. Its product is annotated as transcriptional adapter 1-like. Gene Ontology annotation, molecular function: transcription coactivator activity. Bases 373 to 1341 code for a protein of 322 amino acids. Gene Ontology annotation, cellular component: SAGA complex. NCBI's taxonomy places the organism in Eukaryota, Metazoa, Arthropoda, Insecta, Hymenoptera, Eulophidae. The transcript has 2 exons. The record is from RefSeq and is a predicted model, not a curated record. Gene Ontology annotation, biological process: regulation of transcription by RNA polymerase II.
AAUUCGCGAUCCGCGAAGUUCAAAAUCCAAAUUCUUUUCAACGAUUAAAAAUCGAUAGUACCUAAAUGAGAUUAGGUUAAGGGAUUAUUUUGGUAAGUAAUUAUGCCCACGCAACUUUGCCAGAAAAAACCAUUUGAUCCCAUCCAUGCUGAAAUCAAUCUUUAUGAAAAUACUUUAAAUUUUGAACUUCGCGGGUUGCUAAUUAAUAUAUAACAGACAGUCAUUUAAUACACAUACACCGUGCAUUGGCUGCAGACCGCCAAGUUGGAUUUUCCACGGAUUUCGCUCAUGUGAUGAUCUGAUUGCGGUUAUAUCAGCCUUAGUAUAGGUAUGGACUAACGCAUUGACACGUUGAGAUUGUAAAUAGUACUAAUGACGACUUCAAAAGAUCUAAAUGUGGCAAGAAAAACGCUUGUCGCUUCACUCGGUGAAAAUACCAAAUUUUAUUUCGAAAAAAUGAAGCUGUGGUUUCAAAUGAAAACAACGAAAGAAGAAUUUGAUAAGGCAGCCAGAAGUGUAAUGACUGAGGAUCAAGUACACUUGCAUAAUGACUUUCUUUUGUGUUUGUUCAAUAAAGUAAGAGGCCUCGGUGCUGCAGCUCCACUGAGAAUGAGCAAACUCAAUAGUACUCAGAGUAAUUCACAAAACUCAAAGGAUAAAAGGCUGCGAUUAAAAAGAAAAUACAAGUCAGACAAAACUAACUUUGAACCAGCAGAUGUGUAUGCAGAAGUUUUAAGUCGAGCUUCUUCUCUGGGAGGUGAUGAACCCACUGGUGCUAAUCGUUCUAGUGCACAAGAAUUAGUGCUACCAGAUAGAACUUUUGUGUUGGCUAGAUUGAUGUUAGCUGCUUGGGAGAAUAACAUGGAUGGUGCCGAAGAUAACACUGCACACAUUAUCAUAGCUGCAACUCAAAUUUUUUUGAAAAAUAUUCUUACAGCUAUGCUUACCCGUAGAAAAGGUUUCAGUGUUCGUGAUGAGUCUUUUAUUUACAACAUUGGGGAAGCUGUACCAAGUUCAUGGAAGAGGAAUACAUCAUUUAUAAUUAAAGAAGCUAGAUAUACAUAUCCAACAGUCAUUGCAGAACCUGCUGGCCAAAUGCCAUGUCCUAGACGAUGUAUAGAAGAUGCUGAACAAGCAACAGCUUUUGCUUUGGCUUGUUCUACGCAAACUUUAGUUCCAGUUUCUUCUGCUGUUAGCAUAGCUGAUUUACAACAAACUUUACGUAUAUACAAAAAUCUUGUGAAUAAUCAUACAAUAUAUGCUACAAAUCAGGAACGACUGUUUACCUAUAAUACACAUCCUUCAAGAGAAGAAAUAGAGGCGCAAAAAAUGUUAAUGUAAUUAAGGGGGCUCUUGUAAAUUGAAUGCGUUAGUUUAAUGUAAAGAUUAAAACCAUCAAAGUAUUGUAUUUUUAUUUAA